ACUACAGUUUGCCUUCUCGACUGCACGGCAGGAUAAUGAUAGGUAACUAAAUCGUUGAUUAAUUCACUCCCGUGAACUGCAAAUAAAAGCUGCGGAUAAAGUGUCAAGUUGUUCUUUGAAUAACGCAAACCGCUACUUCAGCGUCCGACGAAGGGAUUUAGAGUUAUACUGCGGUCCAUUCGCCAAGUCAAACUGUUCAAUUUGGGGAGUUUUCCACACAAAAUGUUUAUUGCCCGACGGCGUCUCCUCUGCGCGUGCACGGCAGUGUCAUUGAUUUCAUCUGGACAAAUCGGUCUAAUGGAUACUGUAUGAUCUGAAAGAAAGGUGCUUGUUUUAUAAUGUGUCCUGGAGUCUAUUGAAUAACUGGCUGACGUGGGGAUCACGCAGGGGGGCUGGCCGAAAAAGGAGAGCCACGGACGGGCAGAGGGGCUGCGCAGCCGUGCGUCUGGGAUUACAGUAAACACAGCUGGUUUCUUCAAUAACCUGAUAGGCUUUGAUGAUAGAAUGCAGUCGCUAGCAUACAAAACGCGAAGGAAACUAUGUAGCACUUCUUCUUGUAGGGGUUUUGAGACGCUCAGACUGACCAUUGCCUAUAAAGUUCAUGGAUGUUUACCUCAGUAAAUGAUCUGGAAGUUUGUAAAGUUUGAAAGGGGCACAGACCACUGCUCUAUGCACUUUGUUUUUUAUUAUCUGACGCCUUUUAAGAGUGCUGCCAAAGAUGGUUGAGAACCGAUGCUUUGUUCAGAGAGAGGAGGUUUACCGCUGGUUCUCUGUGUUGAGUUCGGCGCAAAGGGCUGAGUUUCUCUGCGGCCUUUUAGACCUCUGCAUUCCCAUUGAGCUGCGCUUCCUCGGCUCGUGUUUGGAAGAUCUGGCCAGAAAAGACUACCACUCUUUGAGGGAUGCCGAAAUUAAAGCCAACAACCCAGCUGACCUCGCCAACCUGGCCAACAUCACGGAUGAGGUGGUUAGGAGCAAGCUGCUGGUCUCCCUCGCGCUGCUCAGCUCGGACAACCGCGUCGCGGCGGGAGUUUUGUUUCGGACCCUCACUCACAUCGACACCAUCAUUAACAACUACGGACUUCAGCUUAACGAUGGCCAGACCGGAGAGCAGUUUUUGCUCCUCUUCACAAUGGCCUCAAACCAUCCCGCGUUUAGUUUUCAUCAAAAGCAGGUGCUGAGGCAAGAGUUGACACAGAUUCAGGAGAUCCUUCAGGUGACAGUUGGAGAGGCGCCGUCGACGUCACACGGGGGCGGGGCCAGUGCUGCUUCUGUUCCAAACGUGAGCGCGACCCCGACCUUUUCUUCCUACAUCACCGCAUCCACCUUCAACUCCUGCCAGGCCGGAUGUCCGUGCAGUAAGACUGGGCAGCGUGAGGUCACAGGAGGUCAGACGGAUGACAACUUGAGUUCUGAGAUCAUGCCACCAAGUCCAUCACUCUUGUGCCAGGAAAUGCCACUCAAAAUGCAUGUCGGAAAACCCAGCAAAGUGUACGUUGAAAGAAUUGAGCUAAGAGGAGUUGCAUCCAAAUCGGACAAGUCAACCGAAUACAUCCUAGAGGCCUUGUGGUCCGACUCUACUUUAUCGACUGUCAGCAAAACCCCUCAAGAAGUAGCGGAUUUGAUCUCUCAGCUCUCUCAGCUCUUUCCUGAUGAAUGUCUGGAGAAGCUUCUGCCUCAGAUGCCUGGACUUGAUUCCACUCAUGAACUAGAUCCACGAUGCUUGACCUCACUUCCGCCUCAAGUUCUCAAACAUGAUAAAGUCCGUUUCUUCUUCAGCACUUCAUCCCCACCACAGCUUCCAGCCAGCACAAAUCUGAGCUGUUUGCUCCAGUAUAGAGGAGCUAGUCGGCCUAUUUGUGGUGUGGCCAGCAUCCAGCCUGUCCUGAGUAUCCACACACCCCUUCAGCAGAGCUCCCCUGCCCACCUGCCACCUCUCCCUCCACAGACAGCAGUCGCCAUCCUUCCUGGUGCUGCUGUGCCCAUCAAUGAUGCCAAUACACCACAGACGCACCUCUCAAACCCUGCGGCCCAACCACAACAGCCUAGUCCAGAGCAGAACGGCAUCCUGGACUGGCUCCGCAAACUGCGCCUGCACAAAUACUACCCUGUCUUCAAACAGCUCACUAUGGAGGAGUUCCUCGCGCUCACAGAAGAGGAUCUAAACAAGUACGACCUAACUCAGGGGGCCAAGAAGAAACUAAAGACUCAGCUGGAGCUUCAGAAAGAGAAGCUGGAGAAGAGAUAUGUCGUUUCUCAGUUUCCUGUUUCCUGUGGUGGGGUUGCGAGAGUGAUGCCUUCCAGUCACAUCGGACCCCUGACACAUGCACACCCUGGAAGUGGCACCGAGCUACAGGUAGAUGUGGAAAACAGCUCAUUACCCAUUCCACGGGACAGCAGUUCCUCCUCAGGCUAUUCCAGUGCUCCUUCCAGUCCAAUGACCCCUUUAUCACGUGACACUUCCUUUGACCGGGUUAAAGACCCUCAUAGACGUUUGGAGUCUUGUUUGGAUUCUGGAGAGAAAGAGAGGUCAUGCUUUCUUCUCAAUCCUGCAGGUCCCAGCCGUCCCACUGCCCAAGUCCUCCCGGUCCAGAACGAUCCCUCGCUGUGUCCCUCCCAAAUGAGUUUACCUCCACCCUCUCUUCCCCUCCUCUCUCCAGGCCGAGUUCUCAGCUGUCCUCGGAAACCUCGUCCACCCCCAUUAUGUCAAGAAGAACGUCCAAAACCAAUGGGUUCUGGGGUUCCUGUGGGUGUCCGGCUCGAGAACAUCUUCCCUGGUUUGAAUCUUGAUGGUUCUCAGGGGCACCAAGAUAUCCCGGGCCCCAGAGGGUCACUUACUGUGCUCCGUUCCCCUCCAGGUCUCAUGGUGGAGACCAGCACUUCUCUCACCUCCACAUCUAACACCCUCCACCACGUCUCCCACCCACCCUUACACCUACAAGUGUCUUCUUCAGUUCCCCGCACAGGAUCCUACCCGUUCUCCACCCCAUCAUCCUGUCUGUCAUCAAGUUCCUCCACCAGACCCUCCUUCUCAUCUGUUAGUGGAGUACCAAUAGCAACGGCUAACAGUGUUCCCAUGGCAGCGGUACCUGGCAACACUUACUGUGUAAACAAUACACCCACAAUUACGCCCUGUUCUAGCCCAGCCUCCACAGAGAAUAGCGGCUACGUCUCGGUGCAAGCGAACAGUGCUAACUCCAGUUCCUCUUUGUGCGUUUGUAGCUCUUGUGGUUGUAGCGGCAACUGUGGCUCCUAUGGGGCACUUCCGGCAAGCUACGCCGGGUACUUUCCACAUCCAUUUUCAGGAACAUCAGUAUUCACUUUAGGUCCAUUGCUUCAUUUUAGUCCACUCCUUACUGGAAGUGGCACCGCCUCCCCUUUUUCAUACCCGUUGGUGGCCCCACCUAUUUACAACAACAGCCUAUCACAUGACUCACAACAGAAUCUUGUGCUUCCACCAGUGCAGGGGUUUCUUGGGGGAGGAGGCGGUGUCUACCAGCCCCAUGGAAUGAUGGGAAACGGAAGCGCCGGACAUAAGAAAACAGGGAAUGUGUCUUGCUAUAACUGUGGGCUGAGUGGGCAUCAUGCACAAGACUGUAAACAGCCAGCAAUGGACUCUGCACAACAAGGGACGUUUCGUCUGAAAUACACCCCGCAGUCAGACAGUCAGGACUCAGGGGACUAACUGAUGUGUAAGAACUGGUUUGGACCCGCACCUUCCUCAGUGUGUAAAAACACUUGACGUGAGACGCCGCUGAGCAAAGAUGUUACAGUAUCACUUUAGAGGAACAUCGACUGAUCAAGUUUGAUGAGUUGCGUCGUCAGAUGAAAACCUCAUGCCAAUAAAAUAAAUAAAUCACCUCACGGUGGAUGUUUGUAAAGGGAUGCUUAAAGAAGACUGCACUUUUUGGUGUUCUUCAUGCUGUUCGUCUCAUCAGUCAACAUUUGGCACACUUGGAAGCAAAACCGAUUUUGCUCGCCAAAUAAUAUGCAAUGAUGGCCAAAGUCGUUUUGCUCAUGGUGUGACUACACAUCCACCUUUUGGAAUAUGAGACUGCCUUUCUUUUUGUUCUGGAAACUCAGAAAAGAAGGGGAAAUUGUGGAAAUGGAGAGAGUCACUUUUUUAGCUUUUGGCUACAGGAAGUCUUUGUAAUCGUCAUGUGUUUUUCGUAUGAUCCCAUUUGUUGUAAUCCAGGUUUUUCUAAACGUUUGCUACUUUUGAAUCAUAUUUUGUAUUACUUGUUCUCUUCAAGUCGAUGUGACGCUGAAAUAAAAAAGGUUUAUACAGUCAAUGCACUUAAGACCGCUGAAGUUGUGCUUUUUAAUUGUAUUUUUAUUGAUACUCAUAAAAACCAAAAAACUGCUUCACGGAUGAAUCAACUUAGAACUGGGUAAUAUAGGAAAAUGUUUUAUUAGAAUCACACAGCUAUGUCCAAAUCGCAUUUCCAUGUUUUACAAUGGGCCAAAACUGCAAGUGUCAUCUUAAUAAUAAUAAUAAUAAUAAUAAUAAUAAAUAAAUAGUUUCCUAGUUACAAAGUGCUCAAAAGUAUUGAAAAACUCUUGGAAAAAAAAAAGCCUGUUUAGCCAGUAGAUGCCAUUCCAUUGUCAUUGUCGAAUGUGUUUCAAAACAAAUUGUGAUAUUUAUUAUCUGCGUUCAUUUGGUUGAACAUUUGUUUGUUUAAAAUACAACUAUCUUGAGGCUGCUGGCUGUGCAUGUUGCCUGGUUAUGAAUUAUUACAUGCUGUAUGUAUUAUGUUUGGUAUCGCAGGAGAGCUUUUGACCUAAAUUGACAAUGCUGACGCAGCCAUGUUUGUAUUCUGAGUUGAAUGUUUAAUGAAGUUUGUUGAUUCUUUUUUUGUUUAAUGUAUCAUUUUGACACUUUAUAAAAAAAGUAUUAAAAGGUUUUCGAGA
Messenger RNA from Danio aesculapii, 4908 nucleotides. It is a transcript of the gene zcchc14, whose product is annotated as zinc finger, CCHC domain containing 14. Bases 719 to 3682 code for a protein of 987 amino acids. The transcript has 13 exons. Gene Ontology annotation, molecular function: nucleic acid binding; protein binding; zinc ion binding. The record is from RefSeq and is a predicted model, not a curated record. NCBI's taxonomy places the organism in Eukaryota, Metazoa, Chordata, Actinopteri, Cypriniformes, Danionidae.